GCGGGUGGCCAUGGAAUCAGCAGUAUCCCGCCUUCGCCCCCGCCCUUCAUCGUCGCAACCCCUAUCCGUGAUAGUCUAGCAAAUCCAAUAUGCCUGCCGGAUUCAAGUCCAUCGCCGUCGCAGGUGCGCAGAGCAGCAUCGGCAAGCCCGCCGUCCAGGCUCUCGCGACCACCUCCGGCGUCUCCGUCCUCGUCCUCACCCGCAAGACCACACCGCGCCCCGACUGGCUGCCCGAGGGCGUCGCUCACGCAGGCGUAGACUACGACGACGUCGAUGGCACCGCCGCGGUCCUUCGCGAGCACAAGGUCGAGGCCGUCCUCGCCCCCAUAACCACCACCGCCGUCUUGCAGCAGAUCCCCCUCGCCAACGCGGCGAAGGCGGCGGGCGUGCAGCUCUUCGUGCCCAGCGAGUUCGGGACGAUCAGCAAGGGAUGGAAGAAGGAGGAAGUGCCUGCGUUCCUGGCGCCGAAAAUCCAAGUGGCCGAGCACCUUGAAUCUAUCGGCCUUCCUUCCCUGCGUAUCUUCACCGGCGCCUUCGAAGAGUUCGUGACCACGCUUGUCGGCUACAACACCAACAAGAAGGUUAACAUCCUCAAGGGGCUGACGGGAGACCAGCCCUUCUCCACCACGGCAACGGCCGACAUCGGAGGCUUCAUCGCGCACGUAGUGACCCACUACCCGGCGUCCGAACUUUCCAACAAGGCCCUCCGCAUCCAGGGAGACGAACUCACUCUCAACGGCCUCAGCACUAUCCUAAACGCCCCCAUCGAAAAGGUCGAUGAGAUACCCGCACCUGCACCUGAGUUGUCCGGCUUCCUUGCGGCGCUGCAGUCCUCCAUCGAGCGGGGACUGCUCAGCAAGGACAAGAAGAUCACGGACAACGAUGGCGCCGGAGGCGCUAACCACCUCUGGGAAGGGCACCACUGGACGACGGUGAAGGAGUUCUUGAAGCUCUGA
This is a messenger RNA of Schizophyllum commune H4-8, 956 nucleotides long. Its product is annotated as NAD(P)-binding protein. NCBI's taxonomy places the organism in Eukaryota, Fungi, Basidiomycota, Agaricomycetes, Agaricales, Schizophyllaceae. Bases 90 to 956 code for a protein of 288 amino acids. The transcript has 4 exons. The record is from RefSeq and is a predicted model, not a curated record.